AUGUCUAAAUGGGCCGCCUACGGGCUGGUCUUGUUGGCCAACAUACACCUCAGCACCGCUGACGGCACGGGAAUGAUAGGCCUAGGCAAGACAAUGUACAAUCCAACAUGCGCAUUUGCUUGCCGUGCAGUCAUCGCAUCCUGCCCAUUACUUUGUACGACAAAGGAAAAGGGCGCCAAAACACCACCUGAAUGCUACACGACUGACCAGGCUUUCCUGCGUACCUUGGCCUUGUGCAUCAACUCCUACUGUAGCCAGUUUGACCAUCCUUCGCUUGCCAAAAUUGAGAGAUACUGGGAGUCGCAUCUAGCUUCUGGAACUGUUGCAAAUUUCGCUUGGACGCCAGGUAUGUCGUAUGGUGAAGCUCUUCGCCAGGCUCGCAUGGACGAGAAGAACAGCACGAGUCACAAUGGGACAGCUUCAACUGGCGGUCAUAAAAGGCAGUUACAGCGUCGACAUGGUAGCAGUUCUGGCUCUGAAGAUGAACAAAUGGAGAUGGACACAAACAGCACAUUACCGACCAUCAGGGCCAAGGCUCCUCUGAACGUUACAAGUGUGGUGAGAAAAGCAGACUGGCAAAAGAACUAUAAUGGUCUAAAAGGCUUUGAAGCCAACGAAACCGGACAUGCGACAUAUACUCUUGUCGUCGCAGUGGUAGCGCUCCUCAUGCCAGUCCUCUUAUCCUUGCUACGCUUCGUCCCGGGACUUAAUCGCAGCCGCACAUGGUUAUGGAUCAACUCGAUCCUCAUAGAGCCUCCCGUGUUGGGAAAAUCCCACCGUGAACCCGUCGCCAAAUACAUCGGAGGAGGUCUGAUGCCCACCCGCGGACAGACACUCUAUAUCAUCCUCAUAUCAGUGCUCAACAUAGUCUUCCUGCUAGCCCCUUACACCGCACUCUUCCCACAGAGCGUAUUCGCAACGAUGAAAGACAUGGAAAUAAGCACCAUCGGCAACAGGGCAGGCAACCUCGCCAUGGGAAACUUGGUAGCCCUCUUCGUAUUCUCGGCCCGCAACAACAUCCUCCUCUGGCUGACCGACUGGCCAUACGACACGUACGUCCUACUGCACAGGUGGCUCGGAUACUGGACCAUCUUCCACACCAUCCUCCAUUCCAUCAUGCUGUGGGUGUACUACGCCUUGGACGGGACGUACGCGGAGGAGGCAGCAAAGAAGUACUGGAUCUGGGGAAUAGUCGCGACAGUUUGCGCCACGGCGUUGUGGCCAUGCUCCCUGCUUAUUGUGCGACAAAAGGCAUACGAAGUAUUCUUGUGCACCCAUCAGGUUUUGGUGGUGUUUUUCAUCGUCGGGUAUUACUAUCAUAUUUGGGAAUUGUACAAGUAUAACUGGGGUUAUGAGAUUUGGGCAUUCGUCGCUGUUACAGUGUGGAUUCUCGAGCGUUUGGCAAGAUUGUUGCGUGCUGGUAUGACAGGUAUGAAGAAUGCGGUUGUUUCUCCUGUUGAAGACUCCGGUGGGGAUUAUCUCCGCGUUGAGAUUGAGAACGUCUUUGCAGAGGGAGUCGCGUACCUUUAUUUUCCGACUCUUUCGUGGCGGGUUUGGGAGAACCAUCCAUUCUCGAUUGCGUCUUCGUUCUCGACGGUGUCAGAUCCUGGGAACAGUUCAGAUGAGGUGGGGGAUGCGGAAAAGGCCGUCAAAGCAAGUAUCAUGGCUGGCGAGACUUGCCUGACUGCAUCUGAGGCGAGAAAUGUAUCUGGCAGUGCAGCCAAAGUCAACAUUGCGGUUCGAGUUCGAUCAGGCAUGACAGCUCGUCUCGCAGCCAGAGUUUCUGCGGCCAACGGCCCGAUCCGAAUCCCCGUUUUCCUCGAAGGAUCGUAUCACUCGUCGUCUGGGAAUCAGCUCUCCCAGUGCACGAGGAUACUCUGCAUAGCAGGUGGCGUUGGUCUCAGCGGCGUCUUGCCCAUUCUCCAUAAACAUGUGAAUAGACCGGCCAGACUCUGUUGGGGCAUCCGGAAUCACAGCCUGGAAGCAGUGUUCAAAGACGAAAUGAACCGUCUGCCCGCCACAGUAGACAUAGAGACUCACAUUGGCUCACGGAUGGACGUUUCCUCCAUCCUGACAGAAGAGCUGACCAUGUCAUGUGGACCUCAAGACCGGGGUCCGAUCGGAGUUAUCGUCUGUGGACCGCCAGGCAUGGCUGACGAUGCGCAUGUCCCCAGUGCAUUUUCACCUUCGAAAGCGACGUUUGAAGCCGGCAGGACAGAUGAGAUGAUUCCGACGGCUCGUCUGGCAUCAGCGCUGUGCUGGUGCCUCCUCUGCUGGCUUGCGGCUGCCAAAGCGCCCAAGAACUAUGCAGAUCUUUGUCUUCAGUCGUGUCAGAAUGCCUUGGCGCCGGUACGAUUUGCGGACGACGAUCUGUCUUCUUCAAAAUCAGCGGAGGAGAUAUGUCGAAGCCGACGGGCCGUGACGUCCAUGUACCUGUGCUUGGAGGCGUUUUGUGAGACCGGACUUAGAGCCGAUGAGGUUGCCAUCUUGAAUGAGACGUGUGUUGGGUUAGGGGCGGGUGGACUGCCUCCCAUUUCUGUUGUGUCGAACUAUACGGCUGGGGAUAUCGAGAGACUGCGACAUAUUAAGCUUUACGAGACGUUUGGCCCUGGAGAGACGAUGAAUGAGGUUGUCGUGCCUGCGUUUGAACUUUAUAAAGCGUGGUUUGAUACACUGGAUGCGGUUGAAUAUGUAAACCAUCAUCACUUCUUGUACGGCUUCGCCAUGAUUGCGUUUUGGGUUGUCGUGGUAGCCAUCGGACUCGCAAACAGGAUAAUCCUCUUCUUCAUCCGCCUCCUCAAGACAUAUCGUCUGUACAACAGCCAUCCCUCUGAAUCAAUAACAUGGAUGAAGAAACGGCUCCUCAUCCCAGCCACAUUCGGCUACAAAUCCGCAACAGAAGUAUGGUGCGGAACCAUUCCCCCGCGAAUUCAAACAUUAACAAUCCUCGCAUUUACCAUCCUCAACAUCAUAUACAGUAUACACGGAUACAAAAUCACACCAGUCAAUCUCUAUUUCCCAACCCAAACGAAGCAAUGGCUGCGUUAUGUUUCCGAUCGAACGGGUAUUAUUUCAUUUGCCAACUUCCCCAUCAUAUGGCUGUUUGGCAUGCGUAACAACUUUGCCAUUUGGCUUACGGGAUGGGAUUUCGGUACAUAUAACAACUUCCAUCGGUGGGUGGCGCGGAUUGCGACCCUACAAGCUGUCAUCCACUCGGUUGGGUAUACGGUGCUCAUUCUAAAAGAAGGAGGAUGGACAUAUUUCGCUUGGUGGUGGACGCAAAUGUUCUGGGUAGUAGGCGAAGUGGCCACGGUCCUCAUGUGCGCAUUAGUAGCCUGCUCAAUCUACUGGCUGCGACGGCAAAAAUACGAACUCUUCCUGAUCCUACACAUUGGCAUGUCCAUCGUAAUUCUCGUCACCAUGCUGGGUCAUGUAUCCAUCUUCGACGGCCAAUACGACGGCCUCUUUUGGGUCCCCGUAUUCAUAUGGCUAUUCGACCGAGUCCUCCGCGUCAUGCGCAUGUUCUUCUUCAACCCAACUCUCAAACCGACCAUCGCAACCGCCACGUACAACUCCUCCACCAACAUCGUGCGCCUCGAAGUACCCUGUUGUUUCAACGCGUACAACGUCAGCCCAGGAACAUACUACUACCUCUCUGUAAUUGACGACCAGCGAUUCUGGGAAAGCCACCCGUUCACCGUGGCGUCCGUUUUAGACGGGACCUCGCCGGUAAAAACGUUUGGCGAACAAGUCCCUCUUUUGGAGUCGGAUGUCGUCGACGCAGAGGAACAAGAUGUGGAUAAAGCAAAGUCCAAGCUUUUGACAUUUCUCAUUAGACCAUAUGAUAGCUUCACUGGCCGAUUACGCAAUCUGGCUGCGGGGGCAUGGCCCGAGCCAGCGUCCAUGCGGGUGCUCGUGGACGGACCCUAUGGACAUAGCCAACCACUCCAUCUAUUUGAUCAGGUUGUGUUUGUGGUGGGAGGUAGUGGUGUUGUCGUGCCCAUGUCGUACCUGGGCAUGUUGACUGGGGGCAGCAGGUCUGUUCAGCUUCACUGGGCGGUACGAGAGCCAGAGUUUGCAGCGAGUGUUCUUUCGAAUGACAUGGGGGUUGCGGUUGGUGAUUCAAGCUUUAGCAUUGACUUGUACUUCUCGGCAGAGACGGAGAGGAACAUUACCGCGGAUAUACCGUCUACAGUGUCGCGGCAUUAUAGACGGCCAAACGCAAGAGGGAUUAUUCUUGCGGCGGCAGAGAAAGCAGGCGAGCAGAGUGUCGCUGUCGUGGCUUGCGGUCCUGCAAAGAUGGCAGAUGAUGCUAGACGGGCCGUGGUUGAGGCUUUGGAUUUGUUUGGGUGUCAAAUAGAGUAUUUUGAGGAGAGUUUUAGAUGGUAG
This is a messenger RNA of Pochonia chlamydosporia 170, 4389 nucleotides long. RefSeq names its product ferric-chelate reductase. Bases 1 to 4389 code for a protein of 1462 amino acids. Gene Ontology annotation, biological process: copper ion import; iron ion transport; intracellular iron ion homeostasis. Gene Ontology annotation, cellular component: plasma membrane. Gene Ontology annotation, molecular function: ferric-chelate reductase activity. The record is from RefSeq and is a predicted model, not a curated record. The transcript has 8 exons. Lineage: Eukaryota; Fungi; Ascomycota; Sordariomycetes; Hypocreales; Clavicipitaceae.